UACACUUUCAACCUUCCUGAAAUUCCUGAAUCACAACCUCUUUUUCUGCCUGAAUUAUCGCCUUUGUACCACGUCCUCCUUUUUCCUUUCUCGUCUUCCAUUUUUCCCAGUGCCUUUGGUGAGCUUUGCCGUCCGCAAAGCCUCGUUCCUCCUCAGGCAUCUCUGUCGACCUGCUGCUCACUCAAUAUCAAUCCUGUCCCAUGCCCCAGUGGCGAAGGGCCCCGUUUCAAGAAUUUCGCGUACACAAUGAGUCCAGUGGCUUACUCCUCCUAAACUAUCCGGAUCUCCGUCCUCUCCCAUCUGGGUGCCUGCAUUCAGUGUAGUUCCACGAGUCCCUCUUCAGCGUAUACGAACCCUCCUUGAGAUACUACGGGCGGUGGCGGCGACUCCGGCAAGUCAUCAUGGACCCUCGUGGCAGCAUUGAUGGCUUGGGUUAUGACAUGUCCCAAUUCGUUUCUCCGCAGCCUCCGCAAAUCUUUGGCGCAUAUAACCCAGACGGCACUCCUAUACCCCCGACCCUACCACCUGGUGCAUAUUUUGGCGAUUUCAAUGAUGGAGGAGCCGACGAGAAUGAUCCCAAACGCCGGCGCAUUGCAAGGGUGCGCCUCCAUACAUAGCUACCCAACAAGAACCGUACCUUCUGACGGUGACUACAGGCUUGCGAUAUGUGCAGAAAGAAAAAGAUCAAGUGUGACGGCAAGAUGCCCAAAUGUGGCCACUGCAUAAACUACAAGACGGAAUGUAUCUUCACACAGGUCGAAAAGAAACGUAAUCCUCCAAAGGGAGCCAAAUAUAUUGAAGGCCUCGAAAACCGCCUCGGGCGCAUGGAGUCGCUCUUACGAAUGUCUGGCCUUCUCAGUGAAGAAGAAGCAGGAAAGACAGACUUGGGCACGUUGGAGAAGCGUCUCGCCGAGAAGGCCUCUUCAAGGGAUUUCCCAACACACAAGACGACAGACUCUCCUGGCGCAGCGAAGAGUGGCACCAACUCUGCGGCGGCCGAAAAUUCCCCCAGACCUGCCUCACAACGGGACUCCCUUGAGACUCCUCGGGACAAUAUCACUUCACCGAGUACAGAUGGCGAGAGACCAGGCAGAGAGGACGUAGAAAAUCUUUCCGAGGCCAUGUGCUCGCUUGUCACCAACAAUGUUGGUGAGACCAGAUACAUUGGAUCGUCAUCGGCCUUCUCCAUCUUCUCGAGUAAAGGUAUCGAGUGGGUCAAUGAAAAGACUGGAGACACUUCCUUCCAGGAAACCAUUCAGAAUGCCGUCAACGAAGACGACACCAAGUGGCAGUACUGGAAGCCUGAGGUAUUCGGAGAUAUCUUCGUCCGCCGAGUCUUUAAGCCGCUGCCGCCAAAGGAAGAAGCUAUGUCCUUGUUCAAGGAUUUCUUUGAGAACUUCAACUGCAUGUUCCCAUUGUUCCAUGAACCUACCUUUAUGCAUCUUGUGGAGAAGCAAUAUUCCAAGGACCCGUACGAAGGAAGCGGGUGGUGGGCAAGCAUCAACGUCGCCCUCGCCAUUGCUUAUCGCAUCAGGGUCAUGAGUAAUGUUGUUCCGCAAGAAGACGACCAAAAGGCGUGGCUUUACCUGAAGAAUGCCAUGGGCGUCAUCACUGAACUGACCAUGCGAAACACUGAUCUUCUCAGUGUCCAGGCCCUUCUCGGCAUGGCCCUGUUCCUCCAAGGCACACCAAAUCCUCAGCCAUCCUUCUUUCUGAUUGCUGCUGCUAUCAGAUGUUCACAUACAAUAGGACUUCACAAGCGAGGCUCCGCGUUCAACCUCAACCCCAUCGAAGUGGAACAACGCAAACGAGUCUUUUGGAUCGGCUAUCUGCUCGACAAGGACGCCUGUCUUCGGGCCGGUAGACCGCCUGCACAGGACGAUGAUGACAUGAAUGUCGAGCUACCCUCGGAAGACCCCCCUGAUAACAUUGGAAAUGUCCCGUUGGCAGACGGUAAGAGCAAGAUUAACCUCUUCCGUCUCAUGUGUGAGUUUGCCAUUAUUUCAAGCAAGGUCUAUCGGCAACUCUACUCCGUCCGAGCUUCGAAGCAGAGUGACGGUGAGCUUCUGAACACCAUCGGCGAGCUGGACAAAGAAUUGGAGGCUUGGAAAGACAGCAUUCCUCUGGACUUCCGACCCGAACACGAAAUCAAAACGUCUCAUACUCCGCUCAUUCUCCAUAUCGUCGUCCUUCAUUUCUCCUACUACAACUGCUUGACGACAAUCCACCGGAUGUCCGUUCACCACGGCUAUUGGACCAGUCGACUUUCGGAAUAUGCCAUCCAGGGCCUUAACGCUCGACCCCUCAAUCCAAGGGUCUUUUCUUCUGCGGCACUUUGCGUUUCAGCUGCACGGGCCUCGAUCCACCUCAUCAAAUACAUCCCGCAAGGGGACUUUGCAUGCGUCUGGCUAAUUCUAUACUUCCCGGUCUCGGCACUUGUCACCCUUUUUGCCAACAUCCUGCAGAACCCUCAAGACACCCGCGCAAGAGCUGACAUCAAGCUGAUGGACCUUGUCGUCAACUUUCUUUCCAAUGUUGCGCAUGACGAAGGCACUGGAUCGUUGAAUCGCAUGCUCACUGUAUGCUCGGAGUUCGCCCGUAUUGCAAGAGUGGUGAUUGAAAAGGCCGAGAAAGAAGGGUCAAAACGGAAACGCAGGCUUGUGCCCGAGGAAGUCAUGCGCGUCAAUCAAUCAGCCAUGGCGCAGGUGCAGUCACAGAUCAAUGGGCGCAAUGCUGGAUCUCGGAGAUCGAGCGGCGCGGGAGCCUCACCACGGACCACGACGAGCACCAUACCACCGGCUUCUACAACCGCCGCACCUGUGACUCCCAUUGCGGGUAAUGCCACGGCCAACAACAUGAAUCAUAACAACCAGUUCUUCAACAUGCCAGCACUCGACAACGAUUAUGCUGACAUGAUUUCGGCGCCGGGCCUUAGCCCAGACCUCAGUAGUCAGCAAAUGCCCAGCUCGACCAUGUCGCCUCUCAACGUCGGGUCUUUUCAACAACCAUUUGUCCCUCAGGACUUGUGGCAGAUGCCGAUGACUUUCGAGUGGGAUUGGGCGGAGACGUUUGGGCAACCCACGUAUAACGACUUUAUCUUGAGCGACAAUAUGAACGAAGGGAUGAUGCCUCAAUGAUGGAUGAUGGAGAUAUACACCGUGCCAGCAUGUACAUGAAAAUUACCUCGGUCAGCCUUGAACCUGCAACGGCGUUCAUGGCGAGAAGUGAAAGCACUCUCUGGUGGAGAGAGUAGGGCUGUUCCCGUUGGGCAACACUGUACCAAUACAUGAUACCCCAUUCUUGCGAUUCGAACUCUCUUGCACCGUUCCCUAGUGUUCCUCCGUCUCCUGUGAAUUGUUCCUGCCGGUCGGUGAGCCGCCGAGAUACCUUGGCGCCUUGAUAUACUGGGUUGGGUCCGGCAGGAUGGUUUUAGCAAUCAGCUUCUUGAAAUGGCCUGCGCCUAUUGAAUUGA
Molecule: messenger RNA, 3472 nt
Organism: Cladophialophora immunda
Lineage: Eukaryota; Fungi; Ascomycota; Eurotiomycetes; Chaetothyriales; Herpotrichiellaceae
Exons: 4
Coding region: 666-3137 (823 amino acids)
Biological process (GO): regulation of DNA-templated transcription; DNA-templated transcription
Molecular function (GO): DNA binding; zinc ion binding; DNA-binding transcription factor activity, RNA polymerase II-specific
Source: RefSeq, a predicted model, not a curated record